GUCCGUUCCUUCCGAGGGGUUGCACCCAAAUUUAAAAAACCUAUAUAAACUAGCUUUAGAUCUCUUUAAUUUUCUUUGCAUUAUAUUUUUCCCCGUUCCCUCCUAAAUAUAUAUACAUUUUUUUUUUUAAUUCAUUACCAUGGUUGCUUCAAGACCCGGAUCUCCUUAUACUGGCGGUAGACCUCAAUCUGCCAAUUCUGUUCUUACCAAGGCUGAAGAAGAACUCUAUGAAUUUGCUGGUAUUGACUAUGAUAAGGUCACUAUUAUGCGUAAUCCUUCUGUCGCUGUUCUUUACGAACAAGCCUUGACCUAUGAACAAGGUACUGUCAUUUCUUCUGCUGGUGCACUUUGUGCCUACUCUGGUAAGAAGACAGGUCGUUCCCCCAAGGACAAACGUAUUGUAGAAGAACCUUCCUCUGUCAAGGAUGUAUGGUGGGGACCUGUCAACACGCCUAUCAGUGAACGUGUCUUUUUGAUUAACCGUGAACGUGCCAUUGAUUACUUGAAUACCCGUCCUCGACUCUUUGUGUUUGAUGGUUAUGCCGGUUGGGAUCCCAAGUAUCGUAUCAAGGUCCGUAUCGUGGCUUCUCGUGCCUAUCAUCUCUUAUUUAUGCGUAACAUGUUGAUCCGUCCCACCGAUGAAGAACUCGAUAAUUUUGGCACACCCGAUUUCACCAUUUUCAAUGCAGGUGAAUUCCCUGCCAAUCGUUACACCACAGGUAUGACCUCCACUACUUCUGUUUCCAUCAAUUUCAAGCGUAGUGAGAUGGUCAUUCUUGGUUCUGAAUAUGCUGGUGAAAUGAAGAAGGGUAUCUUUACUGUCAUGCAUUAUCUUAUGCCCAAGGCUGGUGUCUUAUCUCUUCAUUCUUCUGCUAAUGAAGGUCCCAAGGGUGAUGUCUCUCUCUUCUUUGGUCUUUCUGGUACUGGUAAGACCACUCUUUCUGCUGAUCCCAAGCGUAUGUUGAUUGGUGAUGAUGAACAUUGUUGGUCUGACGAUGGUGUAUUUAACAUUGAAGGUGGUUGCUAUGCCAAAUGUAUUGAUUUAUCUGGCGAAAAGGAACCCGAUAUUUUCAACGCCAUUCGAUUUGGUGCGAUUCUUGAGAACGUUGUUCUUGAUGAAGAGACCCGUGAUGUAGAUUACUCUGAUGAUUUCUUGACCGAGAAUACACGUUGUGCCUACCCUAUCUAUCAUAUUCCCAAUGCCAAGAUCCCUUGUAUGGGUAGUCACCCCAAGAACAUUAUCUUGUUGACGUGUGAUGCCUUUGGUGUGUUACCUCCUGUCUCCAAACUGACUGCUGAACAAGCCAUGUACCAUUUCAUCUCUGGUUAUACCACCAAGGUCCCCGGUACGGAAGACGGUAUUGUUGAACCUCAAGCCACUUUCUCUGCUUGUUUCGGUGCACCUUUCCUUGUACUUCAUCCUCAACGUUAUGCUACCAUGUUGGCAGAUAAGAUGUCCAAACAUAAGGCUGAUGCAUGGUUGAUUAACACGGGUUGGAUUGGUGGAUCUGCUGCUACCUCCAAGCGUUGUCCCUUGAAAUAUACCCGUGCCAUUUUGGAUGCGAUCCAUAACGGUGAAUUGGCUAAAGCAGAAUUUGGUAAGCUUGAUAUCUUUAACUUGAGCAUUCCCAAGGCUGUUACGGGUGUACCCUCGGAACUUUUGAACCCCAAGACUGCUUGGAAUGGUACUGCAGCUCAAUUCGAUGCCUCGCUUCGUAAUGUUGGUAAAAUGUUUGUUGAUAACUUUAAGACUUAUGAAGAUAAGAGUGCUCCUCAAACUUUGGCUGCUGGUCCCAAGCUCUAAAUGAAAGACAGAAAGAGAGCUCCAUACCCUUACCCAUUUUUUUUUUUUUUUUUUUAAAAGAUUAUAUUUUUAUUUUGUCUCUUAUGUACAUAAAAAAACUCUAUUAAAAUAAAAUA
Mucor mucedo is the source of this 1920-nucleotide messenger RNA. RefSeq names its product phosphoenolpyruvate carboxykinase [ATP]. The coding region runs from base 140 to 1804 and encodes 554 amino acids. NCBI's taxonomy places the organism in Eukaryota, Fungi, Mucoromycota, Mucoromycetes, Mucorales, Mucoraceae. Gene Ontology annotation, molecular function: phosphoenolpyruvate carboxykinase (ATP) activity; ATP binding. Gene Ontology annotation, biological process: gluconeogenesis. The record is from RefSeq and is a predicted model, not a curated record. Gene Ontology annotation, cellular component: cytosol. The transcript is spliced from 3 exons.